UUGAAGGGGAGUGAGCAAGGAAGUUUCCUGUCCAUAUCAAGCUCGUUACGUUCAGCAUUCUUUCACAUAGAUAAGUCCCUAGAUUUAUCGGCCAGAAUAAUGUGGAGAGCAGGGGUUGACACCAAGAUGAAUGUAGGUAGUGCUGGAGAUGAUGAUGACUGGGAAACAGAUCCUGACUUUGUGAAUGAUGUUUCUGAACAAGAACAAAGAUGGGGAGCCAAGACAAUUGAAGGAUCUGGACAUCAGGAGUCUCUGAAUAUAAAGGAUCUUCGAAAAGGUGUAGCACAGGACCAUGCAAAGAUUAAACAAGAUGAAAGUGAGAGAGGUCCUAAAGCUUCCUAUGGUUAUGGUGGGAAGUUUGGAGUGCAAAAAGACAGAAUGGAUCAGUCUGUCGUUGGAUUUGACUAUGAGGGGAAGGUGGAAAAGCAUGUAUCACAAACUGACUAUUCUACUGGAUUUGGUGGCAAAUAUGGUGUUCAGAAGGACAGAGUUGACCAGGCUGCUGUUGGAUUUGAAUAUGAAGGCAAAACUGAGAAGCAUGCUUCACAACAGGAUUACUCUAAAGGAUUUGGUGGUAAAUAUGGUGUUCAAAAGGACAGAGUUGACCAGGCAGCAGUUGGCUAUGACUAUGAAGGCAAAACUGCAGCACAUGUUUCCACAAAAGAUCACUCCAAAGGAUUUGGUGGCAAGUAUGGAGUCCAAAAAGACAGAGUUGAUAAGGCAGCUGUUGGUUUUGAUUAUGAAGGGAAAACAGAAGCACAUGCUUCCCAGAAAGAUCAUUCCAAAGGGUUUGGUGGAAAGUAUGGAGUCCAGAAGGACAGAGUAGACAAGGCAGCUGUUGGCUUUGAAUACCAAGGAAAGACAGAAGAACAUGCUUCACAAAAAGAUCAUUCAAAAGGCUUUGGAGGAAAAUAUGGAGUACAAACAGACAGAGUUGACAAGUCUGCUAUGGGCUUUGAAUACCAAGGCAAAACUGAGGAACAUGCCUCUCAGAAAGAUCACUCUAAAGGUUUCGGUGGUAAAUUUGGUGUCCAGACUGAUAGACAAGAUGCAUCUGCUGGAGGUUUUGAUGAAAUGCAAGAAGUAAAAUCAACUUACCAGACAGCAAAACCACGUGCAGGGUCUGGAGCAGCAGGCAACUUGAAAUCAAAGUUUGAGAACUUAGCCCGAGAGCAAGAGGAGGAAAACAAGAGACGAGCAGAAGAAGAGAGAGCUCGGCGACAGGCGAGAGAACAAAGAGAGAAAGAGAUCAACGAAAAAAGGCAUGCAGAGCAAGAGGCACGCGACAAAGAGGAGGCUGAGGAAGAAGCCCGUCGUCAGGCAGAGGAGGAAGCCCGUCGUCAGGCGGAGGAGGAAGCCCAACGUCAGGCCGAGGAAGAAGCUUGGCGAGAGGAAGAAGCGGCCAGGCAACAACAAGAAGCUGAAGCACAGCAAGAGUAUGAAGAAACCGAAGCUGAAGCGACCUAUGAAGAGACAGGGGAACCAAGAUAUGAAUCAGAACCUACAGAUUUCUACGAAGAAGUUACCCAAGAACAGCAAACAACACAGGAAGAGGUUAGCGAAGGAGGCGAAGGAAAGAAUGCGACAGCUCUGUAUGAUUAUCAAGCAACUGCUGAGGAUGAGAUAUCAUUUGACCCUGGUGACGUCAUCACUGACAUUGAGGAAGUGGAUGAAGGAUGGUGGAUGGGAACAUGUAACGGAAGUCGGGGACUGUUUCCGUCCAAUUAUGUAGAAAUGAAUUAAUGAACUCCGUCGCUCCGAAACACUGAUUCUGUACGCAAGAAGAGUAAUCCAGAACAGUAUAACUUUCAUUGGUGGUGAUUUUUGCUACGAAACUGAAUUAGGAUUUCUUAAAAUAACAAAAAUAUGAAAGUUAAAGCGAUUACUGGCAUACUUUAUGGUAGACGGUUACCGAUAACUGAAUUUUUGAGCUUAAGUUUUUUAAAGCAUCUAAACAGUUCUACAGAAUAUUGAAGAUCCCUUGACUACACCGCAACAAAUGUCUGCAGUCAUUUUCGUGAAUUGUUAAUUCACCGGUAUUACGAUGAGCAUUUUUUUACUGUCUAAUUAUUUUUUUAUCGCUGAGCAACACGAAUCCUAAUGUUAAAAUAAUUACAAAAUAAUUUUCACUAAGCAUAUUGUACAUCUCGUCCAUAGAUGGGCAAUGAAGUAAUGAUAAAAAAAAGGAAAAUCGUCGGUGUUUUAAACCGCGUCAAACGAUAUCCUCAUCAUAGCACUAUUUUGACUCCAAUUGAAACCUCGUCCGUUACUGGAAGUACCAAUUUUCGACAUGUUUUUGCGGUGAAGUUGAAAUCUUUUGUAAUUACCAAAAGUUUUAUUAGUAAAAGAAAAGAUCUUGCUUCA
Pocillopora verrucosa is the source of this 2364-nucleotide messenger RNA. Its product is annotated as src substrate protein p85-like. Gene Ontology annotation, molecular function: actin filament binding. Gene Ontology annotation, biological process: regulation of actin filament polymerization. Gene Ontology annotation, cellular component: actin filament; plasma membrane; cortical actin cytoskeleton. Lineage: Eukaryota; Metazoa; Cnidaria; Anthozoa; Scleractinia; Pocilloporidae. The record is from RefSeq and is a predicted model, not a curated record.